Messenger RNA from Mytilus trossulus (common blue mussel), 1498 nucleotides. Its product is annotated as glutamate receptor-like. Gene Ontology annotation, biological process: monoatomic ion transport; synaptic transmission, glutamatergic; modulation of chemical synaptic transmission. The record is from RefSeq and is a predicted model, not a curated record. The coding region runs from base 1 to 1206 and encodes 401 amino acids. Gene Ontology annotation, cellular component: postsynaptic density membrane; plasma membrane. Lineage: Eukaryota; Metazoa; Mollusca; Bivalvia; Mytilida; Mytilidae. Gene Ontology annotation, molecular function: glutamate receptor activity; transmitter-gated monoatomic ion channel activity involved in regulation of postsynaptic membrane potential. The transcript has 5 exons.
AUGAGUUACGAGAUUGUGACUCCUGCUGACAAUGCUUAUAUUAGUUUAGAAGACGACGGUACAUGGAAUGGUAUGGUUGGUAUGGUUAUGCGUAAGGAAGCGGAUUUUGCAGCUGGUCCAUUUACAAUAACCGCCGCUAGGGAAUCAGUGAUCGACUUCACAAAAACCUACAUGGAAGAAGGUGUGGGCAUUCUUACACUGAGGCCGCAGGUAGAGGCUAAUAAAGAGUACAAAAUGUUUAAACCAUUGUCUGUUACUGUGUGGAUUCUGAUUGGUGUAGCUAUAAUUGUAGUGGGCGUGGUUAUGUUUAUAGUAAAUAGAUAUAGUCCUUGUUCUACUGAGUUAGAAGAACAUCAGCACUACCUAGAGACAGAAAACUUGUCUAGUUCAAUGUGGCUUAUCUAUGGAGCUUUUGUUGAACAGGGAGGAGAUGCUCAGCCUAGAUCCUUAUCAGGCAGAGUUAUGUUAAGUUUCUGGUGGAUCUUUACUAUUUUGAUGGCAGCCACAUAUACAGCCAAUCUUGCUGCCUAUCUGACUGUGACGAUAAUAGAUUCACCAAUCAACAGCCUAGAGGAACUGGCUAGACAUGAAAACAUUCGACCAUUGAUAUUUACUGGAGCGAAUCUUCAUACUUUGUUUCAGACUGCAAAAACGUCAGUUUACAGACAAAUAUGGUCAAAAAUGGAUGAUAUGCCGAAAGCUAAUCAUUUAGAAACGAUAUUAAGCUAUGUAAGGACAAAUGAAUAUGCAUUAUUAUUAGACCACUCUGUUCUUGAGUACAUCAUGCUUCAAGAUUGUAAAACCUACGCUGUGGCUGACGAAACAUUCAACAAAGCAGGGUAUGGAUUUGUUCUACCAGAACAUUCUAAUUAUUUGAAUGCUUUUAACAUAGCGAUCAUGAAGAUGACAGAAGCAGGACUAAUACAAAAAUGGCGAGAAAUAUGGUGGCCUAAAUCGGAAUCUGACAGCUGUACAAGCACAGAUAGGUCUGGAUCUGCCCAGUCACUUGGAUUGGAUAGUUUAUAUGGCCUUUUCUAUGUAUAUUUCGGUGUUGUCGGUAUUGCAAUUCUAUCAUUUAUAGUAGAAUUACUCUGUAGUACCAAAACUUGUCGACAGUGCAUGUCCGUUGCUUUAGUUAAGUUCAGUUCGUUUAGGGGGAAAGUAGAUGACAGAAGCCGAGCUAAGACGGCAAAAGAGGAAAGUUAAAUCAGGAACUGGGAUUUUUUACAUAUAGGAAUGUGGUGUGAUAUAACCUUUUAUUGUUGUUAAAUAUUAAAAAUAUAUAUCUGAAAUCAAGGAUUUAAAAAAUCAGAACCCGAAGCAAACGAAUGAGAUAUUAAUCUUAUUUCGUCGAUUAUUCAUUAUUCGAAAAGCAAAAUUUCGGAAUAUCGUAUCAAAUAGGAUAUUUACAUAUACUACAUAUACAGCGAUGUUGUAAUGUUUCUGCAAAAACUAACUUUUUUUCAUGAACCCUUAUUGUUACAUUCUAGAUGUAAGU